UAUCAACGAUCACACUCUGCCAGAGUAUCAAUAUCACUCUCUUUCCAAAACGGUGGUGAACUAACACGAUAGCCUAACCGUUGAUAAGGCCCCUCCUCCUCAGUCGACCACCACCAAAUAACAUUUCCCAGAGAGGAGAAAGAAGGAUGGCCGUUCAUCUCUCCUCCAUCUAUCCCUCCCAUGGCCCACCUCUCUUCUUCUCCAAACCCAUCAUCUCCUCUCCCCAUUUCCUCCAAAUCUCUCCCUCCCCAUUCCCAUACAAUCUAAAACUCACCCCUUUCUCUCCCCUGUCUAAAACCCUCCUAAAACCCUACCUCUCUCUCCACCAAGACCCAAUUCCCCAAACCCCCCAAGACCCACCUCCCCAAACCCUAGAAGACCCCAAAACUCCUCCCAAAUCCAAGAAUUCCAUCUGGAUCAAUCCCAAAAGCCCCAGAGCUUCAACACUCCGUCGCCAAUCCUCCGACUUCAGGUACUCCUCUCUUGCCAAGCUUGCCGAAUCUUUGAAUUCUUGCAUUCCAUCCCAAGAACAUGUAUCGAAUAUCUUAUCUGCAUUGGGUGAGAAACCAUCUGAGCAAGACGCUGUAAUUGUGCUCAAUAACAUGGAGACUGCGGAGACUGCACUCCUUGCUCUUCGGCACUUCCAGUCUAAGUUGAAGCCGAAAAGGGAGGCCAUUCUCUAUAAUGUGACGAUGAAGGUAUAUAGGAAGAAUAAGAAUUGGGAUGGCGCUGUGGAAUUGCUCGAAGAAAUGAUUGAGAGAGGCAUCAAGCCAGAUAACGUCACGUUUUCAACUAUAAUUAGCUGCGCGAGGCGGUGUUCGUUGCCGAAUAAGGCCAUUGAGUGGUUUGAGAAGAUGGCUGAGUUCGGGUGUAACCCGGAUGACGUCACUUACUCAGCGAUGAUCGACGCGUAUGGGCAGGCUGGGAACGUCAAUAUGGCAUUGAGUUUGUAUGAUCGGGCGAGGAAGGAACGGUGGCGGCUCGAUCUGGUGACGUUCACGACGUUGAUCAGGAUAUAUGGGAUGUCAGGUAAUUUUGAUGGGGCGUUGAAUGUUUAUGAGGAGAUGAAGGCCCUUGGGGUGAAACCGAAUCUGGUGACAUAUAAUACGUUGUUGGAUGCGAUGGGGCGGGCUGGGCGGCCGUGGCAGGUGAAGAGCAUCUAUAGGGAAGUGGGGAGUAAUGGGUUUUUGCCAAAUUGGGGGACGUAUGCGGCGCUUUUGCGCGCAUAUGGUAGGGCCCGCUAUGCCGGCGAUGCACUCGCCGUCUAUAGGGAAAUGAAGGAGAAGGGAAUGGAAUUGAAUGUGGUUUUGUAUAACACACUCUUAGCGAUGUGUGCUGAUAUAGGAUACGUCGAUGAAGCAGUUGAGAUUUUUCAAGAGAUGGAAAGAUCAGAGGUUUGUAAGCCAGAUAGUUGGACUUUCUCAUCUCUGAUUACCAUAUAUUCUUGUAGUGGGCAGGUUUCGGAGGCAGAGAGGAUACUGAACAAGAUGAUGGAAGUGGGAUUUGAGCCCAACAUCUUUGUGCUAACAUCGCUUAUCCAAUGCUAUGGGAAAGCAAAACGGACAGAUGAUGUUGUCCGGACAUUUGAUCGGCUUUUGGAAUUGGGUAUAGCUCCAGAUGACCGGUUCUGUGGGUGUCUUCUGAAUGUAAUGACACACACACCAAAGGAAGAGCUUGGGAAGCUGAUCGGAUGCAUCGAAAGGGCUAAUGCUGAAUUGGGUUCUGUGGUGAAGCUCUUGGUGGAGGAAAAGGGUGGUGGGGUGUUUAAACGGGAAGCCGAGGAACUCUUUAACAACAUUAGCAAGGAUGUGAGGAAAGCUUACUGUAAUUGCAUGAUCGAUUUGUGUGUGAAUCUUGAUUUGUUGGGGAAAUCUUGUGAGCUACUAGAAUUGGGGCUUGCACUCCAGAUUUACACUUCAAUUCAGUCUAAAUCUCCAACCCAAUGGUCUUUGCAUCUGAGAAGCCUCUCGCUCGGGGCAGCCUUGACCGCUCUGCACAUUUGGAUGAACGACUUGUCGAGAGCAGUGGAGAGUGGUGAGGAGCUUCCUCCAUUGCUUGGGAUUCAUACGGGCCAUGGCAAACAUAAGUACUCAGAAAAUGGACUGGCAGCUGUGUUCGAGUCCCAUUUGAGGGAAUUGAAUGCGCCAUUUCAUGAGGCGCCGGAUAAGGUAGGAUGGUUUUUGACGACAAAGGUUGCAGCCGAGUCAUGGUUGGAGUCGAGGAGUUCGCCGGAACUAGUUGCAGCCUAGACUAUAAGGCAUAAGCAUUGCGACUUGAUGUGAUGGAGGAUGAGCAUUGCAGGCCACCAUCUUUAUCACGUCUGCCCGCCAUGUAAGGCAAACUGCUUUGGCACGAAUGCAAUCAAGCAAAGAUAGACGCAUUAAAAUAUUGACGAAUACUUCUGUGGGAAGUUUUAACCAUAGAUUUCUGUUCUCCUUUAAUCUCUCUAAUCUAUCUUUCUUCGCCGUCUCCUUCUUCUUUAGACUCCUCGCCAUCUCCUUCCUUAGCCUCCCUUCGCUGCCUGUAGAUUUAUGAAGAAGAAUAAAAAUAAGCAUGUGGAUAUAUGAAGAAGAAGAAAAAUAAAGGACUCCGGUGGUGGUUGGUGCUAUGUGGGACCCACAAUGAUGUAUGUGUUAUAUCCAUAUCGUUCAUCCAUUUUUCUAGAUCAUUAUAA
Magnolia sinica is the source of this 2674-nucleotide messenger RNA. Its product is annotated as pentatricopeptide repeat-containing protein At4g16390, chloroplastic. Gene Ontology annotation, molecular function: protein binding. Bases 147 to 2249 code for a protein of 700 amino acids. The record is from RefSeq and is a predicted model, not a curated record. Gene Ontology annotation, cellular component: chloroplast. Lineage: Eukaryota; Viridiplantae; Streptophyta; Magnoliopsida; Magnoliales; Magnoliaceae. The transcript has 2 exons.